AUGGAGAUGGAUUUUUCUGAAGAAGAAGUUUUCUUAGUAAUCAAGCAUCUUGGGGAUAAUAAAUCCCCGGGUCCGGAUGGGUUUACGAUGGAGUUCUACAAGUGUUGUUGGCAUAUUAUUCGUGAUGAUUUUAUGAAGUUGAUGGGCAGUGCAUAUAGAAUUUUGUCGAAAGUAUUGGCUAAUAGGUUAAAGAAGGUGAUGCAUAAGCUGGUGUCUGAUUAUCAAGGGACAUUUGUGAAGGAAAAACAGAUUCUAGAUGGGGUGUUAAUAGCAAGUGAGUGCAUUGAUAGCAGAUUGAAGGACAAAAAGGCGGGAGUUUUAUGUAAGAUUGAUAUGGAAAAGGUGUUCGACAAUGUCAAGUGGAGAUCUUUAUUGAGAAUUUUGGAGAAACACGGUUUCGGUAGAAAAUGGAUUUCAUGGAUGAAAUGGUGUAUAUCUUCUUCGCAUAUUUCUGUUUUAGUGGAUGAUACAUCUACAGAUAAGUUUAAACCUACAAAAGACGAUACUCUGAUUUUUGUGGAUGCAAAUGUGGAGGAGAUUCAAAGACUCUUAAUUAUUCUCACUACUUUUGAGCUCUUGACAGGAAUGAAGCUGAAUUUGGAGAAGAGCUCCAUGAUUGGUGUUGGGGCAGAUGACGUUAUUGGAGAUUUGGCUAUGGAGUUAGGAUUUAAGAUCGAAAAGUUGCCUAUCAAGUACUUGGCGUUACCGCUGGGUGCCACUUUUAGAUGCGCUUCUGUAUGGGAUGAUGUGAUUCAAAGAAUGGAGGUGAAACUUGCAACUUGGAAGAAGAAGUUUUUAAAUAAGGCAGGUAGGUUGGUGCUUAUCAAAAGUUGUCUUUCUAGUCUGCCGGUUUAUUUGUUGUCUUUUAUCAAUAUGCCAGCUAGUGUGGAGAUGAAAAUAACUAGGUUGAUGCGGAACUUCUUAUGGGAUUCUAAUGAAAGUAGGAGGAAAAUGUGUUGGGUUUCUUGGACUAAAAUAUGUAGACCAAAGCAUUUGGGUGGUUUGGGGGUGAAGAAUUUAAGAUGCACUAGCAAGGCGUUAAAAGCGAAGUGGAUUUGGAUAUAUUCGAAGGAGAAGAAGGCUUUAUGGAGGAAGGUUGUUCAGCAGAAGUUUAAUAACACUGUUGAUGUUUUCCUUCCCACGGAUGAUGGUAAGACACAAGGAAGGAGUGUUUGGAAACAUAUUUUAUGUUCUUCCUCUUUUCUUGAUGAACAUAUUACUUCUGUUUUGAAUAAUGGCAAAUCUACUAGAUUUUGGUACGAUAAAUGGACAACUUCUGGUCUCUAA
Papaver somniferum (opium poppy) is the source of this 1287-nucleotide messenger RNA. RefSeq lists its product as uncharacterized. Bases 1 to 1287 code for a protein of 428 amino acids. NCBI's taxonomy places the organism in Eukaryota, Viridiplantae, Streptophyta, Magnoliopsida, Ranunculales, Papaveraceae. The record is from RefSeq and is a predicted model, not a curated record. The transcript has 3 exons.